CUCACUACUUGGAUUGGCAGUAUAGCUCAUAUCCUCUUACUUCGCUCAUAAUUUGUACCCUACAAUAAUGGUUGCCACUCUCCAUAACGUUGUUUUUCACGGUUCGAGUCUUAACGUCACCGUCACUAAAUGCGCCUCCGAGGUUGAUCGUUGGAUUACCGCCACCGUCUGCUACUACCGCCGAGGCCUUGGACUCUCCAACCUCCUCGUCGGCCUCGACAUCGAGUGGCACCCUUGCAAGCCAUGGGAGACCAACCCCGUCGCCACUCUCCAGUUGUGUGUUGAGAAAAAUUGCUUGAUUUUCCAGAUUCUGAAGAAGGACUUCAUGCCUUGUGCCCUACGCCUCUUUCUCCGCGACCCGUUCGUCACGUUCGUGGGCGUUGGCGUCCGAGAAGACGCCGAAAAGCUCUUCCGCGAUUGCGGCCUCGUCGUGACUAGGGUUAUGGAUCUGCGACCCAUGGCGGCGAGCGUUUACCGCUCCGAGGCGUUUCUAAAGAUAGGGUUGAAGAAGAUGGCGAUGCAAGUCUUGGGGGCGGCGAUGGAGAAGCCGCUCUCCGUUACAUUGAGUGAUUGGGACGCCGAAGAGCUGAGCUUCGAACAGAUUGAAUACGGAGCGAUCGACGCGUUUGUGUCGUUUCUGAUCGGGAUAAGACUACUCACGGUGGCGGGAAGGCUUCCGAUGAGCCGAAGGCAAUUUGGGCGAUCAAUUCCGACUCCACUCUGCCCAAUUUCACCCUGUUGCUAGAUCGAGUUAUAUGAUUAGUGGCUUUUAAGACUUAAUUAUUGGUUUAAGAUUUUUACUCGUAUUAUUGAAAAAAAUUUGUUGUAAAUUCCAAUUACUGUGAAGUGCAACAUCGCUUGUCUUGAAUAGCAAUUUUUAGUGUAUUACGGAGUAAUAUUUUAAUAAAUCAAUAUUGUUUUU
Messenger RNA from Cuscuta campestris, 922 nucleotides. NCBI's taxonomy places the organism in Eukaryota, Viridiplantae, Streptophyta, Magnoliopsida, Solanales, Convolvulaceae. The record is from the annotation of a GenBank genome assembly.